Effrenium voratum is the source of this 530-nucleotide messenger RNA. The record is from the annotation of a GenBank genome assembly. NCBI's taxonomy places the organism in Eukaryota, Dinophyceae, Suessiales, Symbiodiniaceae.
GCUCAGACCGCGGUGUGCGGCGCGCCAAACGAAUGAAGCAGCCGGCCAUCCGCGCCAUGGGCCUGGCUCUGUGGGUCUGGCUCCCCACGGCUUCGGCCAUUGUCAUCCAGGAUCGGCGAGCGAACCUUUCCGUGCCUGGCGCCUGUGCUCGGCCCAGCGGGUGGUGCAACCCGGACACCUACUACCGCCACGAGGACUGCAACUUGGAUGGUGUCUUGGAUCAGGUGUGCGAAAUGAGCUAUGUUGAUGCCACGGACAAGAAGAAGUGGUUCUUGCUGAGUGGGGACUGCAGUAACGAGUUCAACACAGGAGAUGCCAAUGCUGGACUCCCAAGUUGCCAAGAGAUCCAGGCCAAGCGGCGAGAUGCGGACACCUACAUUUACACCGUCAGAGAGAACGGCGCAGCCUUGCUGGAUCCAGGUUGAAAUGACACACGCAGACUGAAAGUGGGUACAUCACAAAGUGAGGGUGAGAGCCACCAUGGCUUCAAAGGAAAACCAAGGGGAAGCACCAACCUGGUGGAAUCGGUC